AUGCCGUCGCUGGAGCAGGCGCUGGGGGAGGCGGGGGAGCUGGGGCGGUGGCAGCGUCGGGCGCUGGCCCUGCUGGGGCUGACGGGGGUCCCGUUCGCCUUCCUGUUCGUCAGCGUGGUGUUCCUGGGCCCGCGGCCCGAGCGGACCUGGUGCCGGGGCCCGUGGGCCGCCCGCCUCGCCCGCCGCUGCGCCUGGAGCCCCGCCGACGAGUGGCAGCGCGCCCUGCCCGGCCCCGCCGCCGGGGAGCCCCCCGACGCCCGCUGCCGCCGCUACCUGCUGGACCGGGCGGCCCCGGACAAUGCCACCGCCGCCGACCCCUGCCAAGACCCCCUGGCCGCCUUCCCCAACCGCUCGGCCCUGCCCGUCGGGCCCUGCCGCGGCGGCUGGACCUACGUCCAGAACCACUCUUCCAUCGUCAGCCAGUUCCAUCUUGUGUGCUUCAAUGCCUGGUUGUUAGACUUCACACAAGCCAUCUUGAAUCUGGGGUUUCUGGUUGGCGCUUUUACUCUAGGCUACGCAGCAGAUAGGUAUGGCAGAAUAAUCGUUUAUCUAAUAUCCUGCUUUGGUGUUGGAGUAAGUGGUUUGGUUGUGGCAUUUGCACCAAACUUUACCGUGUUUGUGGUCUUCCGCUUCAUACAAGGUGUAUUUGGAAAGGGAACAUGGAUGACAAGCUACGUGAUUGUGAUGGAAAUAGUUGGUUCCAAACAGAGGAGGAUUGUGGGAAUCGUGAUUCAGAUGUUCUUCACCCUUGGGGUCAUAAUUCUUCCUGGGAUUGCUUACCUGAUUCCCAAGUGGCAAGGAAUCCAGCUGGUCAUAACCCUGCCCAACUUCCUCUUCCUCCUCUAUUACUGGGUGAUUCCCGAGUCUCCCCGAUGGCUGAUUACGCGGAAAAAAGGAGAAGAGGCACUGAAAAUCCUGCGGGACGUUGCAAAAUACAAUGGGAGGUAUCUGUCGCCAUCCUACUCCGAGAUAACAGUCACGGAUGAGGAGGUCACCAAUCCCUCCUUUCUUGACCUGGUGAGGACUCCACAAAUGAGGAAGUGCACGCUGAUUCUGAUGUUUGCUUGGUUCACAAGCGCCGUGGUGUAUCAGGGACUGGUCAUGCGCCUGGGAAUCAUAGGAGGAAACCUCUACCUGGACUUCUUCAUCUCGGGAGUUGUGGAACUGCCAGCAGCGUUCCUGAUUUUGUUGACAAUUGAGCGGUUUGGCCGGCGCCCUCCCUUCGCUCUGAGCAAUUUGGUAGCGGGAGUCGCGUGCCUUGUUACUGUAUUCUUGCCAGAAGGGCCGCCGUGGCUGAGAACUUUAGUAGCCACUCUAGGAAGGCUGGGAAUCACCAUGGCCUUCGAAAUCGUGUAUUUGGUGAACUCCGAAUUGUAUCCUACUACACUGAGAAACUUUGGAGUUUCGCUGUGUUCGGGGUUGUGUGAUUUUGGGGGUAUCAUAGCCCCGUUUCUGCUUUUCCGGUUAGCAGCCCUUUGGCUAGAACUCCCUCUAAUCAUCUUUGGGAUUCUUGCAUUGCUAUGUGGAGGCCUGGUCAUGCUUUUACCAGAAACAAAGGGAAUUGCUUUACCGGAGACAGUCGAAGAUGUAGAAAAGCUUUCCAGUCCCUUCCAGUGUGGCAAGAAAAAGCGGAGUCAAGUUACGAGCUCCCACGACUGAUCCAGCGCCAAAGACCGAGGGAAGAUGGCUGCAUGUGAAGUCACCUCAGCCGGCCUCCUUGGGACCUGCUUUCCAGACAUCUGAAAGGCAGAGCUUACGGAGACACGGCCCACCUGCCGCCUCAAGCAGUUCCAAGUAUUUUUAGACACUCAAAAUAUCCUAUGCCUUUUUCAUCACUCGGGCACGGAGAUGCUUAAUAAGAGCGAACCACCGCGGGCAAAGGAUUUAGGGAAAAGCCACUUCCCCCGGCAGCUCCAUCUGAGCCGGCGAAUGCUUUCUGGGGUUCGGACAGUCGACUCAGUCAUGGUGUCUUGAUCUGGUCGAAUUUCGGAAGCUCUUCCUAUCGAGGGACUGCUGCGACGAUUUGGGUGGGAAGGCAAGAAAUGGAUUGUCUUUGAAGUGAAAGGAAUUAGCAGGAAAAUUAGGAGAGGAGCAGAUGCGGCGAUCGUGAAAAAGCCACUCGGCUUCCUAAGC
Tachyglossus aculeatus (Australian echidna) is the source of this 2133-nucleotide messenger RNA. RefSeq names its product solute carrier family 22 member 3 (gene SLC22A3). Gene Ontology annotation, cellular component: membrane. The transcript has 11 exons. NCBI's taxonomy places the organism in Eukaryota, Metazoa, Chordata, Mammalia, Monotremata, Tachyglossidae. Gene Ontology annotation, biological process: transmembrane transport. Gene Ontology annotation, molecular function: transmembrane transporter activity. Bases 1 to 1659 code for a protein of 552 amino acids. The record is from RefSeq and is a predicted model, not a curated record.